This is a messenger RNA of Trichoplusia ni (cabbage looper), 798 nucleotides long. RefSeq lists its product as uncharacterized. The transcript has 3 exons. NCBI's taxonomy places the organism in Eukaryota, Metazoa, Arthropoda, Insecta, Lepidoptera, Noctuidae. The coding region runs from base 170 to 586 and encodes 138 amino acids. The record is from RefSeq and is a predicted model, not a curated record.
UAAACGACCAAGUACUGCCAUGUCAAUUGUACUUUAUCGGCGAAAAGAAAACAAAAUGGAUGCCUUUUGUAAACACCGCACAAGUCCAAUAAGAAUGAGUCGAAUCCGCAGAAUGGAAGUCGAUCGAAAAACAAGUGAUCGUCAGUACAAUAUUUAAAUUUUUUAUCAAAUGGCGGGCUCUUUGAGAUUUUCAAUAUUUUUAUGUUCAUUUGUUUUUGUGUUUUCUAAGGAGCCCCAUUCUAAACUGAAUUUGGAGUAUAAGGACCGAGAUCCCAAAGGCUUUAUGAACCUGUUCAAUAAUGAAGAGCCCUUUACGGAGAAUGACAGGUUCGCUCGUCAUGUUAAAGCAGUAACGGAGACUGUGCUGGAGCAUCUACUGAACGAGAUAAAAGAACAAUACUUCAGCGCCAACUACAACUCGAACAGCCCGAUCCCAAGGCUGAUACGAAACCUAAACAAAGAGCUGAAAAGAAACGAGAGAAACAAACUAAUGAAAGAGAAGGAGAAGAGAAAGAACGCAAGCAAGAAGAAGAAUAAGAUGGGCAAGAGGAAACAGAAACUGACGACCGCCAGAACGACCUAUUAAAUAAAAAUAGAGAUUUAGUAGUUUUAUAAUUUAUUACCGAUGUUCUGAGUGAUUUAGAUAAAUACAUUUAUGAAAACUAUCGUGUAUUUAUUGUACCUUCAAUUUUAGGAUGAUAUUGAUCGUAGCUUAUAGCUCGACCAAGAAUAAAAAAUAAUAUUUCUACUACCUCUUCAAUUUCUAGUAGCCCACUAUAUCUUGUUCAAGAUUUUUUU